UGGCAGUAAGGUGGGGGGAUUGUGUUGGAUGUUUCAAACGAAGUCGUGUGACGGUGUGAGUCUGUGAGGCACGUGAAGGCGUUACAACGCUAUAAUGAAAUAUCUUCAUGUUGUGAACACAUCACUACGCUGAUGCUACAACCUGACAUCGUUAUUUAAAUCUUGCAAUGGCAGAGGAGAACGUGGUAAUACCUCCACAAGAAGUAGCUACUUCGACGUACACUUCGUUGUUGCAACAGACGUACGAUGAGGCACUUACUAGAAAUGAACUAAAUACAAAUUACUGGAAUAAAGUUAAAGAGGAAUACAAGACACUGCAGUCUCACCUGGAGGUGCUUCCAAAUGAUAUCUCAAAAGAUGUCAUGGUGCCAGUUGGCACAAAAGCCCUUAUGAAAGGAAAAAUGGUCCAUACCAAUGAAAUUCUUGUCUGUCUUGGUGAUGGAUGGUUUGUUAAACAAAGUGCGAAACAAGCUGCAGAAAUAUGUCAGAGAAGGAUGAAUAUGUGUGAUGAAAUGCUGGCAAAGUUAGAUGAUGAAAGAACUUUGCUCACAUCCAGAAAAGAACUUCCAUUUGCGGAGGAAGCCUUUGGAAAUAAAGAAGGAAAAGAAAUCUUAGAACCUUUUGAUGAAGAAAAGGAAGCUGAAUGGAGAGUUCAGCACCGCCAAAAGGAGCGAGAAUAUCGCAAGAAACUGGCUGAGCUGCGCAGAAAAGAAAAGACUGAAGUAAAGAGUGAAGAAGAUUUGUGGAAAAGGCUGGAUGACCUAGAACUACAAGAGGAAUUAGAAGAAGAACUAGACAGGUUACAUGCAGAUGAUUCUGAAGAAGAAGAUUAUGAAUACGAAGAAAGUGAUGAGGAGUUCGAAGACAAUACAGUGACUGCUGAUAUUUCCAAUGGAUUGCUGACUGAAGGAAAUUCUCAUGAUAACGCCAACCCACAAAAGGAGCGGCUGGUUGAUUAUAAAGAGCAGAAAGACACCGACAAUAAAACCACAGUUAGUGACACUCCCUGUGAAUCACUAUUGAAAGAAGAUUCCAGCCAUGAAAAUUCCAAGUCUACUGCAAGGAGAGUUUCUUUCAAGAGUGACCUUAUUUUAGAACAUCACAAUUUCUCUGACAGUGAGGCUGAGGAGCCACUUCACAUUGAAUUCAAACACAGUCCCAUUGAACCAGUGAAAUCUCAGAAGCAAAAUGAAGAAAUUGUAGUAGAGAAUCCUGCAGACAUAUAUGAUCAGUAUGUCAAAAGCUGUAAGCAAUCAUCUGGCCCAAAAUCCAUAUUAAAACGAACAAAUUCAAAUUCAGAUAUCAGUAAUAAAGUGGCUUUUCACAAUGAAUCUGAUAAGUUAGAUAUUCUGAAUGUUAACUUUAAUGGACCCAAACAAAGCGCAAGGGAGCUGCCAGUAGCGGUACAUAUAGAUGUGGUGGAACGUGGCUGUGCCUCAGAGCCACCUAAAGAUUUACAUAUCCAAACGACCAGACCAGUCAGUAAGUUCCGAGCUGCAAGAUCCCAAAAAAGAUAAAUAUAGUGAAUUGACUAUUUUACUGUAUAUGUUUUUAAUAAAGAAAUUUUAUGCAGAAAUUAUUUUCAAUAAAACUUCAUUUUUCAUUGUA
Schistocerca serialis cubense is the source of this 1608-nucleotide messenger RNA. RefSeq names its product unconventional prefoldin RPB5 interactor-like protein (gene uri). The record is from RefSeq and is a predicted model, not a curated record. The transcript has 6 exons. NCBI's taxonomy places the organism in Eukaryota, Metazoa, Arthropoda, Insecta, Orthoptera, Acrididae. Gene Ontology annotation, biological process: negative regulation of phosphatase activity; negative regulation of transcription by RNA polymerase II. Bases 168 to 1517 code for a protein of 449 amino acids. Gene Ontology annotation, molecular function: phosphatase inhibitor activity; transcription corepressor activity; chromatin binding.